This is a messenger RNA of Microtus ochrogaster (prairie vole), 6897 nucleotides long. RefSeq names its product zinc finger protein 485-like. Bases 145 to 1881 code for a protein of 578 amino acids. The record is from RefSeq and is a predicted model, not a curated record. Gene Ontology annotation, biological process: regulation of transcription by RNA polymerase II. The transcript has 6 exons. Lineage: Eukaryota; Metazoa; Chordata; Mammalia; Rodentia; Cricetidae. Gene Ontology annotation, molecular function: RNA polymerase II cis-regulatory region sequence-specific DNA binding; DNA-binding transcription factor activity.
UGAGAAGGGUGCUUAGAAAAGCGUCGUGAGCAUCCGCAGCAAGGACAUGGAGCCUGAAGACCUUCCACCCCCUGCCUGAGGCCACCAAGAUCCCCUCACCUAGUCGUCCUACCUGUAUUUCAUGCAGUACUUCCUUCUCUCGCCAUGAAGAGGAAGAAGAACGCAGAGGUGAACACUAAAACCCCAGUUAGUAAAGCCACACCUUUACCGAAUUCUGAUCAGACACUAAGCCAGCUCUCUGAAAAGAAGCGAAGAGUUCCAACCACGUUGCUGCCAACUUGGUACAAGGAACCAGUGAUCUUCAAAGAUGUAGCUGUGUACUUCAGCCAGAAAGAGUGGCAGCUACUGGAGCCUGCUCAGAAGGACCUGUACAAGGAUGUGAUGCUGGAGAACUACGGGAACCUGAUCUCUGUGGAAUAUUAUAUUUUCAAGCCAAGGCUGAUCACCAGAUUAGAGCAGGGUGUUGACCUUUUCGCCAAAGAGAAUGAUGUUCCUGAAGAACGCCAGCAAGGUGAGGCAGGAGUCAGCCGGAGCGACACCUCUGCAGGAAAGAAGACAGGGAAUAAUUCGAAGACAGAAAUCCCGAAGCCAGACAAUUCUAAGACAACGUCUCGGGAGAAGCAGAAGAAAGCAGAUCAAGGGGGUGGUUCCAAGAGUUUGAGUGCAGAAAAGCCUUCCAAAAGUGAUGUCAGGCCAUCUCAGAGAAAGGAGAAGUGUGGCCCAACUUCGACAAGAGAAGCAGGCAAAGCAAUUACUCCCGGCACUAAGGAGCAUGGAUCUGUGACGCCAGGAACAUCUUCGAGUAAAGAGUCAGCAGCUACAGCACCACCGAGCACCCCUCCUGAAAAGUCAACUUUGGGGAAAGACUCUCAUGGAAAAACACAGUAUGGCAGCAACUCCACCAAGCCCAAGCGUAAGCCUGCCCGACAAGGUAAGAACCACUUUAAAUGCAAGGAAUGUGGGAAGACCUUCAACCAGACCCUCCACCUCGUGGAGCACGAGAGAAUUCACACAGGAGAGAAACCCCACAAGUGCGACACUUGCGGGAAAUCUUUCAGGCACCUCUCGUACUUCCUUACACACUACCGAAUUCACACGGGGGUGAGACCCUACAAGUGUAAGGAGUGUGGCAAAGCCUUCAACAGCAGCUCCACUCUCAACAAUCACUGCAGGAUCCACUCGGGGGAGAAACCCUUCAAAUGUGACGAGUGUGGCAAAACCUUCAAGCAGAGCACGAAGCUCACCCGCCACCAACGGAUCCACACGGGGGAGAGACCCUACAAGUGCGGAGAGUGUGACAAAUGCUUCGGCCGCAGCUCGUCGCUGAGGGAGCACAAGAGGAUCCACACUGGAGAGAAGCCGUACCGCUGCCAGGUAUGUGGGAAAUCCUUCAGGGUCAACUCCCAUCUUUCGGAGCACCAGCGGCUCCACCUGAAGGUGAAGCCCUACAGGUGUGACAAGUGCGGGCGGCACUUCCGAAACAGCACUUACUUAGCAGAGCACAAGCAGAGCCACGUGCCCGGAGCCCGAGUGGACUGCUCGGAAUGCGGGAAAGUCUUUGAUUGCAAAGUAGCCCUUCUCAAGCACCAGAAAAGACACGAGGCAAACUCCAGGUAUCGGUGCAAGGGAUGUGGGAAAACGUUUAGGUGCAAAUCAAGCAUCCAGAGGCAUGAGAGGCUGCAUGCUGGGGAGAAGCCUUUCGUGUGCACGAAGUGUGACAAAGGUUUCACUGACAAAACUACGUUGAACAAUCACUUGAAGAUCCACUCUGGAGACAGGCCAGAUCCGUGUGCCCAGUGUGGGAGAACCUUUAAGAAACUGGCCACCCUGCUGCUUCACCAGAAAAAGCAUGUGAAAAAGAAACCUGCCGACAAUGUAUAAAAGACUUCCUUUAGCCAGAACUCACCUCUUGGAGUCCUUGGAACUAAGUUGAAAUGAGAGAAACUAUAUAAGUGACCAGUUUCUUCAUUUCUUAGUAGCUGUUUACUUUUAAGCCAGUAGUUGUCCACAGAAGACUGGUUUCAACCCUUCCCCUACUCGGAGCAUUUGUGCAAUAUAAAUAGACAUUUUUUUGUUAUUAUUCUAGCAUUAGGUGCCAUUAUCAACUGACAUCUAUGAAUAGAGGCAAAGGGUGAUAUCAAAUAUUCUACAAUGUAACAAACAGACUCCCUUGCCUUCCAAUAACUAAGAAUGAUUUUCCUCUCUCAAGCAAAAGCCAUAUGGGCAUUUGGAUUUGAGAAGGAGUUCAGGUAGAGCUUCCUCUGUCAGCCACUACAGUAACCACUAACUAGGCAUGGCUGUUUAAAUGCCAAGGAACCAGCAUGUAAUAAACAUUCAAAGGCAGCCUCUUAGCUGCAUCAUCAACAUUUCAAGGCCUCAGUGGGCAGUUGGUUUCUCUGGUCACUGAUAUCAUGGACAACUAACAUUUUCAACACCAUGGAAGACUCUAUUCGGAGCUCAUUUAUAUCUUAGUGAUCAAUAACUAUCUCGUGGGAUGGCCCUGAGAAACUAGGACACAACUUUUUGAUGUUGACUUUGUGCUUUUGAUAGCAGAAUGUAGCAUUUUCUAAGUGUCGUGAAUGUGUCGGAGCCUGCGAUGUUUGGAGCACUUUCAGAUCUCCGAUUGGUCAGUGCCCCACCCACAGGACUCCUACCUCUGUGUGUGCAGUGGGUUACUAAUAACGUCACUGAUAACUGUGAGCAUUCCCUGAUCACUAUCUACCUAUCAAGUGUGGUGCUGAACUCCAUGUGAAUUAGCAGAUCUAAUUCUCGUUAGAGUCCUAUGAGAUAAGAACUCUUAGGUACCUAGUUUCCUGUUGAGAAAAUCAAGACUGUUCCUUAAGAGUAUCCUUCUUCUUCUUCUCCACCCUCCUCCUCUCAGAGGACUCCUACCUCCAUUGUGCCUCAGGCAGAAUGAUCAGUAGGUUACAAACAGUAUUACUGAUACAGUAGAGUGUUUAUUGAUGUCCUUCUACCUAUCAAAUAUGGUGCUGAGAUAUUUACGUGAACUAUAUCAAUUAAUCAACCCUACCAGUCAUUUGAAAGAAGAAGCAUUAUGUACCUUUAUUUUUUGUUCCCUUGUGUUUUUUGAGGCAGAGUCUCACUGUGUAGCCUAGACUAGCCUCAAACUUGUGACAGACGUCCUGCCUCGGUCUUUCCAGGGCUGGGACAACAGGUGUGAGCUGCCACACCCUGCUGAGCUGCUUGGUAAUGAUGUGUUAUUUCCAAUUUUGCACUUAUAGCAAGACUGCAUUGCUAAUUUCAUAUUGCACUCUUUCAAAUAGAUAAGAUAUAUUAUAUAUUUGCAUAAAUGUGUCUUUAAAGCUUGUGUGUGUGAGUGCGAUGUGUGUGUGUGUGAGUGUGUGUGUGUGUGUGUGCUUACGUUUCUGUGUUAACAGCUCCUGAUAGCAGAAAGCAGGAGCUGGGACAGAGGUCAGUAAAUCCUGGAGUGUACAGAUAUAGAUGGAUCUAGCCACAGCUACUUGGAAGGUUUUGGUACAUGCCACACAGACUCAUUUAUGAAUUUUCUGUCCAGUGGUUAUUUGGAGGCACACAAGAUGAUGCUGAGUUAGGGAACAGAGACCCAACAUCUCAUUGGCUGCAGAUAUUUUCUCUGUGACCUUUGAUGGAAAGCAUUGGCUGGCCACCUCUUGAUGAUGGAUGAGCUGGAAUGGAUGGAGACUCCUACCUCCAGUGUGCCUAGGGCAGAAUGCUUAAUAACAUCACUGAUAACUGUGAGCCUCUAUUGCUCACACUCUACUUACCAAGUGUGGUGCUGAACUCUGUGUGGCGGUUAGCAGACCUAAUCCUCACCAGAGUCCUAUGAGAUAAGAACUGUUACGUACCUAGUUUUCUGUUGAGAAAACCAAGACUUUUCCUUAAGAGUAUCUAUCUCUCCUCUCUUCUCCUUUCCUUCUUUUUUUUAGUUACAGGACUCCUACCUCCAUUGUGCCUCAGGCAGAAUGAUCAGUAGGUUACUAACAGUAUUACUAAUAUAGAUGAGUGUUUAUUGAUGUCCUUCUACCUAUCAAAUAUGGUGCUGAGAUCUUUACAUGAACUAUAUCAAUUAAUCAACCCUACCAGUCAUUUGAAAUAAGAAGCAUUAUGUACUUAUUUUGUUUUUUUAUUCCCUUGUGUUUUUUGAGGCAGAGUCUCACUGUGUAGCCUAGACUAGCCUCAAACUUGUGACAGUUGUCCUGCCUCGGUCUUUCCAGGGCUGGGACAACAGGUGUGAGCUGCCACACCCUGCUGAGCUGCUUGGUAAUGAUGUGUUAUUUCCAAUUUUGCACUUAUAGCAAGACUGCAUUGCUAAUUUUAUAUUGCACUCUUUCAAAUAGAUAAGAUUUAUUACAUGUUUGCAUAAAAUGUGUGUUAAAAUUUUGUAUAUUGUAUGUGUGUGUGUACGCGCACGCAUGUGUGUGCACGCACGCAUGUGAGCACACACGCAUGUGAGCACACACUGCAUUUCUGUGUAGAUAGCUCCUGAGGGCAGAAAGCAGGAGCUGAGACAGAGGUUAGUACAUCACGGAGUGUACAGACCUAGGUGGAUUCAGUCACAGCCUGCUGGAAGAGGAGUUUUAGUACAUACCACAUAGACUUGUUUAUGAAUUGUCUAUCGAUCCAAUGGCUGCUUUGCGGCUUACAAAGACAGCAUCAAGUUAUUAGAACAGAGACUCAGCAUCUCAGUGAAGCUGAAAAGACUCUAUAGCCAAUGGAGAGCUGGCUAGCCACCUCUGAAUGGCUAACGAACUGGUGAGAAUUAGGGAGAAAGUGAUUCAGACAAAGAGAAGGCCAACUCUGUGGCAGCCCCGCUGGAAGUCUUCUGCCACAUCUCUCGGUGUUGAAGAUCUGCGGCAUUGCAAUCCAGUACAGAUUACCUGUGUGUGUUUGUGUGCACAUGGCCACAUGUCUCUGCAUAUUAGAAGACAAAUUUUGGAGCUGUGGAGAUGAUUCAGUGGUUAAAAGCCCUUGCCACAAAAAUGUGAAGAACCAAGUUCAAGUCUCCAGAAUCCAUGUAAAUGCCAGGUGGGGGUGGCAGCCCUCCUGCACUUCCAGGCUCAGAAGGUAGAGAUGGACUCUCAGAGCAAGCUAGCUAGAGAGACUAGCCACAUUGGAGAGCUCUGGGUUUGAUUGUGAGAGUCUGUUUCGAUGAACACGGUGGACGAGUGAUGGAGGUCAAUUGCUGUUAUACAUACUGUGGACCUCCAUUUGCAUCCUCCCACACAUAUGUGUACAUAAACAUGUAGAAAUGUAUGCACAUAUGUGCACAUAACACAUGUGCAUGAAUAUGGAAAAAGCAAAAAUGAACCAAAAAGACAAGUUCCACGACUUACCAGCUUGAAAUGUAGGUCCUAACAGCUCUCACUCUGAAGUGCCAGAGACAACACUCUCAACUGAUUGAAGAACCUCGUCACCCACAGUUUGCAAAGCUCUGAUGGGUAACAGGGCAGCAAGUGAUGUGACCAGAAUCUUCAACUGCCUCCCUUACUAGACCCUGAGCAAUGCUUGAACGACUUAUCUAUCCAAAGACAUAUGGUGGUUCGCCCCAUGAUACCAACUAAACUUGUGACCUUUCAUGUGCUCUAGAUGCCACCAAUGGAGCUGGGAGCAAGGGUUUAGUAAUGAACCCAGGCUCAGUGGAUUGUCUUCAUAUUGCAUUCAGAACAUUUUAUUUCCACGCUUUGCUCUAAGAGGGCAGGAGGGGGCACAGAUAUCUUACAAUAAGAGUAAAAAAACCGCAGAUAAAGAAAUCCCAGGACUCUGGUUGGAGCUCUUUGGUGAUGUGGCUGCUAACUCUUGGGAAGAUCACAGGAGUGUUUUGUGUAGAGUAGACUACAUGCAGCCAGUUAUUUUUACACAGACUGUUUUAUUACUGAGAUAUUUUCAUGUGUAUGGACUUGGCUAUGUAAGAGAAAAAGGAGACUUUAUAUUUUCUGUGAUCCUUUUGGUUUGCGAACAAGAAGCCAGCUCACACUAGCUGAGAUGAAGACCGAAGUAACCAAAAGAAACUGGACAUGCGUACUUGGGAGGGCUCCUUGCAUAAAGUAUUCAUGAUGGCUGGGAACCUUGAUUGAAAUCAGGAACUUGAUCCAGGCAAGACAUCUCUUGACUCUGGAGCUCUGGGUAUUUACUCACAUAGUCCUUCUUUCGGUAGACCCAAGCAUUCACCAUGUUGGGAAGAUUUGGCUUCCAGCUAUGCAGAUGCUUUUCAAACUUAGAGGAAAGAGAGGUCCUCUCAUCCAGAAGAAGAUCCCAGCAAGGCUUGUUGCAAUUGGGAAGCAGUCUGACGACUGGUUGGUCCCUCCUCAUCCUUGAGCACAUGCAAUAAUAACAUAGCACUUUUGUUAAUUUUUUUGAAGACGGUCUCUAUAGGGGGAUGCCGGAGAGACAGGACCCAUCUCUCUGCAGUAGAAUGGACAGUGAUGGCGCAGCUGGAGAAGAACUGAUUGAAGCGUUGCCGGCAGUAACAACCGAAACACCCUCGAGCUCAAAGCAGGUUGGGUUUUUGUUGUUCUGUUUUUCAUAAUAAAAUUAUUAUAUUCAUAGACUAGCAAGAUGACUAAGCCAGUAAAGGUGCUUAUUACUAAACCUGAUGGCGUGAGUUCAAUCCCAGGGCCCCACACGAUGGGAGGAGAGAACAAACUCUGGCAAGCUGUUCUCCAACCUCCACAUGGGUACCCUGGCUGGAACACGAGCACAUGCAUAUACACACAAUAAAUAAGUGUAACAAGCAUGUAUUUUUUGAUUUGUAAUGCAUCUAUGAAUAGUAUUCAAAGUUUAGUCAGAAGGUAUAUAUGAAGGUUUGUUUUGACAUAGCAACAAAAAUGUAUACAUAGCAAAUAUUAAACAAUGAAACAUGUUAUACAUAGUUUCCUCUCUCCCUUCCUCUCUCCUUCC